This is a messenger RNA of Serinus canaria (Common canary), 3874 nucleotides long. Its product is annotated as mesothelin-like protein. Gene Ontology annotation, cellular component: cell surface. Gene Ontology annotation, biological process: cell-matrix adhesion. The record is from RefSeq and is a predicted model, not a curated record. Bases 200 to 2905 code for a protein of 901 amino acids. NCBI's taxonomy places the organism in Eukaryota, Metazoa, Chordata, Aves, Passeriformes, Fringillidae. The transcript has 15 exons.
CCUGCCAGCACCUUCCCGGCCAAAUCCUCCCAUCCCAGAGCCAAAUCCCCCUGCACAAGGGGGCAGAGAACAGCUCGACACAGCCACGCUCCAGCCCCAGUGCUGGGUGACAGAACCAGGCCCCGGACCUCCAGCAAUUCCAAGUGUGGGACACAGCUCUCCAGACCCGCUCCAAGGACGGGCCCCCGGCAGCAGCACCAUGGUGUGGGCAGCCCCAGCCCUGGCAGCCAUCACCCUCUGCCUCCGUGUCUCCACAGACCCAGUGAAAGCCACAGCGGCUGCCCUGAUUGUUGGAGCCGUCCUGUCCAAAGCUGAGCAUCCCCACCUCGGGGCGCUGGUGUGUGACCUGGAGCCGGGCACUAUCCCAGCCUCGGAUCCCAACAUCCUGGAGAAGCUGAAGCUCUGCCCGGCGCUGACGGAGGCACAGCAGGAUGCCCUCAAUGCCCUGCUCCUCUCGGGGGACACAGCGUACGGGGAUCCUUCAAGCUGGGAUUUACAGACUCUGCAAGAUUUGGGGCCGCUCGUGCUGGCGUUGAACCAGACCACGCUGAGUUUGGUGGCCGAGGCAGCACGGGAGGAUUUCAGGAGGAGCAUCGCUGCCGCCUACAUCAGCCAGGGACGUUCCCAGCGGGAGCAAUCCCUGAUCCUCCUCAGGGCGCUCGCAGCAGCCUCGGCUGCCUCCCAGCCCCGGCUGCAGCGCAGCGCAGACCGCUGCCAGUCUGAGCCCAUCACCGCCAGCCACAUCGAGGACAUCAUCUUCCUCUCCCCUGAGGAGCUUGACCUGUGCCUGAGCAAUGAUGUGUUAAUAGAAAACCUGGAGGCUGUGCUGGAUCUGCCAAUCAACUCAGAGGGUUCCUUGGUCCUGAAACAAAAGGUGGAUGAGUUUUUCCAGGGGUCAAUCCCGGAGGAGCAGCUGAAGCGCCUGGGGACGCUGUCACGCCUGUACACGGAGCAGGAGAUCAGCCAGUGGCAGGUGACAUCCAGUGACACCCUCUCAGCCCUGCUCAGCAACACAGGAGGACAGUGGAGUGAUUUGCAGGUGCAGCAGCUGCUCAGCAGGUACCUGGCCCUGGGGGGCUCCUUGACGGGGCCCCUGCUCCAGGAAAUCGGAGGCAAGCGCCUGUGCAACCUGCAGGAGGAGCAGAUCCGGCAGAUCCCUGCUGCAGCCAUCAGGACUGCUGGGAAGUUGAACAUCUCUUCAUGCUCCCAACCCAAGAAGGAUCAGCUCUAUGGGAAGGCCCGGGAGGCCUUUGCCAGCCUGGCCAGCACCCCUGGCCUCUAUUACUGCCAGAUCCAGCCAUACCUGGGUGGAGCUCCAGCAGCAGAUCUGAAGAACUUGGCUAGUGCUGGUGUGGCCAUAAACAUGAAUCUGAGCACCUUCCUUGCCCUAAAUCCUGAGGAACUGCAGAAACUCAGCGUCACUGAUGUGAAACAUUUGCUGGGGAUAAACCUCCCUGAGCUAAAGAAGCACGAGCAGGAGCCCUUGGUGGUGAGCUGGGUGCAGCAGCAAUCCCAGCAGGAGCUGGACUGCGUGCUGAACAUCGGCCUGCAGGGAGGGUGGCCCGAGCCCACGGGGACAGCCAGCCCUGCUGCCACCUCCACAGCCACUGUCACCACCCCUGUGCCCACCACCCCGGCCAGUGUCACCUCCACGGCCACUGUCACCACCCCUGUGCCCACCACCCCGGCCAGUGUCACCUCCACAGCCACUGUCACCACCCCUGUGCCCACCACCCCGGCCAGUGUCACCUCCACAGCCACUGUCACCACCCCUGUGCCCACCACCCCGGCCAGUGUCACCUCCACGACCACUGUCCCCACCCCUCACCCCUCAGCCAGUGUCACUGUCCCCACCACCACUGCCAUUAGCAGCCCCUCGACCCCUCAGCUGAGCACGGUCCCCCCCAGGACCCCCACCCCGAGCACUCAGAGCCCAACCCCCCCAGUGCAGCGCCCUGCUCCACCCACCAGGCCCCCACCACACACAGAGCCACCUCCCCUGCUGUCACCCUCCUCAGCACCCUCCUGGCCACCAGCAGCCCCAGUGCCACCCCAGUCCCUGCUGUCACCUCCAGGGCCACCACCAGCACAAGUGCUGACACUAACCCAGCUGGUACCACCCACAGCACUGUCACCACCAUCCCCAACUCCUCUUCUGCUCCCACUGCCACUCACAGCACUGUCACCACUGUCCCCAACCCCACCUCUGCUCCCACUGCCACUCACAGCACUGUCACCACUGCCCCCAACCACUCUUCUGCUCCCACUGCCACUCACAGCACUGUCACCACUGUCCCCAACCCCACCUCUGCUCCCACUGCCACUCACAGCACUGUCACCACUGUCCCCAACCCCACCUCUGCUCCCACUGCCACCCACAGCACUGUCACCACUGUCCUUAACUCCACCUCUGCUCCCACUGCCACCCACAGCACUGUCACCACUGUCCCCAACCCCUCUUCUGCUCCCUCUGCCACUCACAGCACUGUCACCACUGUCCCCAAACCCCCCUCUUCUCCCACUCCCAAACCCUCCUGUGCUCACACUGCCACCCCUGUCCCUCACUCCUCCUCUGCUCCCACUGCCACCCACAGCACUGUCACCACUGUCCCCAAUCCCACCUCUUCUCCCACUGCCACCCACAGCACUGCCACUACUGUCCCCAAUCCCACCUCUUCUCCCACUGCCACCCCUGUCCCUCCCUCCCCCUCUGUCCCCACUGCCACCCCAGCCCCACACACGCCCACCCCAAUUCCCAGCUCCACCAUCCCGCCCCAAACAAGCCCCGGCUCCUCCCCGGCCGUGCCGUGCCAGCCCAGCUCCCCUCCCAGCCCGGCCCCCAGCCCCAAACCCACACCUGGGAGCGUUCCGGAGCCAGCACGGCCAACCUCCAACGGCCACAUGAACCUGCAGCCUGAGCCCGGAUCAGGAUCCAGGCUCUGCUCCUGCCUCGCUCUCCUGCUGGCAGCCACCGUGGGGAGCAUCCUGCUGGGGGGGCUGCUCUGAGCCCCCUCAGCACCACCCACCCUGCACACCCCUCCCUCCAUCCCGGUGGAACUGCGCUGGGCAAGUCCCUGCUGCACAGCAAGACCCAGGAAAGAGAAGAGAAUUCAUCCACGUUUGAUGCCAGCACAGGAUUUGGUUAUUUUUGAGGCUGGCCAGUGAAGGAGGACAGAUUUUCCAGCCCAGAGAAGCUCCACAGAUCCUUACUAGAGAUUUACUCCCUGUAGUACAACCAGCAGUGCUGCUGACUGCCCUGCCAAGGCGAGAACUCUGGGUCCAGCUCUUGCAGGGAUCUCCUGUCCAUCCCCUCCCACUGGGAUCUGUUAAUCAGUGGGAAAACUCAGGGAUCUGAGUCACUGGUGGCUCUGCACCGCAGCUGAGAGAUCCCCAGAAAUCCUCUUCAACUUUUCUCACAAGCUGCUUUUUGAUCAAGGUUUGCUCAAAUCACACACAGACUCUCCUGGGAUGAUUAGCUGGAGAUAAUUUAUCUUGAUUACUGUUCAGUGCUAUCCAAUAAAACAUCAAUCUGGUUUUUCCUAAUCCAACGUGUCCUUUGAGAUGUUUAGGGCUCUGUGGGGAAGCUUUUCCAGCAUAAAUCCAAAAUCUGCAGUGAAGAACAGACCUGCUCCCUCUGUAGAAAGCUCACACAGUGAAGAUUUAUAAGACAUAAAAUAUAUAAAUCCCUUUUUCCCUCCCAGACUCUCCUCCUGGAGGAAAGGGGGAUGUCAGGAGCUGGAUGCAGGUUUCACUGAGGCUUUUUUUCUUUGACAGAUAUUUCCAAUGAGUGGAAAAAAUACCUGGAAAACCUUGGGCAAAGUUCCUUUCCCUCCACAUGAGGAAGCUGAGAACAGUCUCAGCUCCUAAAUGUUGA